CCUUCCUCCCAGUAUUGCACCACCCACUUCUACUUGGCUAACUAUACAAUAGUUUAGGGUGUCUUUGACUUUAAGCAAAUAUGGCAAAGGCUCUAGCAUUAACAACCCUUCUCCAUGUCCUCAACCUUCUAUUUUUCACUUUGGUGAGCGCCAAUCUUGUCCCUUCCCCACCACUAGAAUUCAAGGACGAAAAACACCACAAGCGCUGCCCAAGGAAUACCGUAAAGUUUGGUGUCUGCGCAGGCGUGUUGGGUGGUUUGGGGCAAGUUGUAGCUGGAGGUCCACCAAAGACCCCUUGCUGCGGUAUCCUCGACGGUUUGAUUGAUCUUGAAGCCGCUGUUUGCCUUUGCACUGCCAUUAAAGCAAAUAUCCUCGGCGUUAACCUCAACUUGCCCGUUUCAUUGAGCUUGGUUCUCGAUUAUUGUGGAAGGAAAGCUCCAUCUGGCUUCGACUGCCCUUAAAUCAACCUCUAUCUGUCAUCAAUUAAUUUGUUUCAAGCUAUUGUUCACUUUACAUAUUCUACUAUUUGUGAUGUUCGGACUGUUGUUGUUAUAUUUCCAUUAACGUUCAUUAAUAAAUUUUGUGUGGUUCUCAUCUUCUCUUCGA
Molecule: messenger RNA, 606 nt
Organism: Mangifera indica (mango)
Lineage: Eukaryota; Viridiplantae; Streptophyta; Magnoliopsida; Sapindales; Anacardiaceae
Product: 14 kDa proline-rich protein DC2.15-like
Exons: 1
Coding region: 81-461 (126 amino acids)
Source: RefSeq, a predicted model, not a curated record